AUGCGCGGCACAUCUGGAUAUGAUCCAUGCAUUCUAUACAGGCGGCAGAAGAAGCGGCGAGCACCGAGACGGCGGCGGCGGCGGCGGCGGCGGCGGAAGAAGCGGCGAGCACCGAGAGACGGCGUCAGCGGCGGCGGCAGAAUAAGCGGCGAGCACCGAGAGACGGCGCCAGCGGUGGCGGCAGAAGAAGCGGCGAGCACCAAGCGACAGCGACCAGGCGGCGGCAGACGAAGCGGCGAGCACCUUGAGACGGCGGCAGGUGCGGCGGCAGAAGAGGCGGCGGCAGAAGAAGCGGCGAGCACCGAGAGACGGCGACCAGGCGGCGGCAGAAGAAGCGGCGAGCACCGAGAGACGGCGUCAGCGGCGGCGGCAGAAAAAGCAGCGUGCACCGACAGAUGGCGACCAGGCGGCGGCAGAAGAAGCGGCGAGCACCGAGAGACGGCGACCACGCGGCGGCAGAAGAAGCGGCGAGCACCGAGAGACGGCGACCAGGCGGCGGCAGAAGAAGCGGCGAGCACCGAGAGACGACGACCAGGCGGCGGCAGAAGAAGCGACGAGCACCGAGAGACGACGACCAGGCGGCGGCAGAAGAAGCGGCGAGCACCGAGAGACGGCGGCAGCGGCGGCGGCAGGAGAAGCGGCGAGCACCUUGACGGCGACCAGGCGGCGGCAGAAGAAGCGGCGAGCACCUUGACGGCGACCAGGCGGCGGCAGAAGAAGCGGCGAGCACCGAGAGACGGCGGCAGCGGCGGCGGCAGAAGAAGCGGUGAGCAUCGAGAGAUGGCGUCAGCGGCGGCGGCAGAAAAAGCAGCGUGCACCGACAGAUGGCGACCAGGCGGCGGCAGAAGAAGCGGCGAGCACCGAGAGACGGCGGCGGCGGUGGCGGCAGAGGCAGAAGAAGCGGCGAGCACCAAGCGACAGCGACCAGGCGGCAGCAGACGAAGCGGCGAGCACCUUGAGACGGCGGCAGGUGCGGCGGCAGAAGAGGCGGCGGCAGAAGAAGCGGCGAGCACCGAGAGACGCCGACCAGGCGGCGGCAGAAGAAGCGGCGAGCACCGAGAGACGGCGUCAGCGGCGGCGGCAGAAAAAGCAGCGUGCACCGACAGAUGGCGACCAGGCGGCGGCAGAAGAAGCGGCGAGCACCGAGAGACGGCGACCACGCGGCGGCAGAAAAAGCAGCGUGCACCGACAGAUGGCGACCAGGCGGCGGCAGAAGAAGCGGCGAGCACCGAGAGACGGCGACCACGCGGCGGCAGAAGAAGCGGCGAGCACCGAGAGACGGCGGCAGCGGCGGCGGCAGAAGAAGCGGCGAGCACCUUGACGGCGACCAGGCGGCGGCAGAAGAAGCGGCGAGCACCGAGAGACGGCGACCAGGCGGCGGCAGAAGAAGCGGCGAGCACCGAGAGACGGCGGCAGCGGUGGCGGCAGAGGCAGAAGAAGCGGCGAGCACCAAGCGACAGCGACAAGGCGGCGGCAGACGAAGCGGCGAGCACAUUGAGACGGCGGCAGGUGCGGCGGCAGAAGAAGAAGAGGCGGCGGCAGAAGAAGCGGCGAGCACCGAGAGACGGCGUCAGCGGCGGCGGCAGAAGAAGCGGCGAGCACCGAGAGACGGCGUCAGCGGCGGCGGCAGAAGAAGCGGCGAGCACCGAGAGACGGCGACCAGGCGGCGGCAGAAGAAGCGGCGAGCACCGAGAGACGGCGUCAGCGGCGGCGGCAGAAAAAGCAGCGUGCACCGACAGAUGGCGACCAGGCGGCGGCAGAAGAAGCGGCGAGCACCGAGAGACAGCGACCACGCGGCGGCAGAAGAAGCGGCGAGCACCGAGAGACGGCGACCAGGCAGCGGCAGAAGAAGCGGCGAGCACCGAGACGGCGGCGGCGGCGGCGGCGGCGGAAGAAGCGGCGAGCACCGAGAGACGGCAAGAAGCGGCGAGCACCAAGCGACAGCGACCAGGCGGCGGCAGACGAAGCGGCGAGCACCUUGAGACGGCGGCAGGUGCGGCGGCAGAAGAGGCGGCGGCAGAAGAAGCGGCGAGCACCGAGAGACGGCGACCAGGCGGCGGCAGAAGAAGCGGCGAGCACCGAGAGACGGCGUCAGCGGCGGCGGCAGAAAAAGCAGCGUGCACCGACAGAUGGCGACCAGGCGGCGGCAGAAGAAGCGGCGAGCACCGAGAGACGGCGACCACGCGGCGGCAGAAGAAGCGGCGAGCACCGAGAGACGGCGUCAGCGGCGGCGGCAGAAGAAGCGGCGAGCACCGAGAGACGGCGACCACGCGGCGGCAGAAGAAGCGGCGAGCACCGAGAGACGGCGACCACGCGGCGGCAGAAGAAGCGGCGAGCACCGAGAGACGGCGACCAGGCGGCGGCAGAAGAAGCGGCGAGCACCGAGAGACGGCGACCAGGCGGCGGCAGAAGAAGCGGCGAGCACCGAGAGACGGCGACCAGGCGGCGGCAGAAGAAGCGGCGAGCACCGAGAGACGGCGACCAGGCGGCGGCAGAAGAAGCGGCGAGCACCGAGUGACGGCGGCAGCGGCGGCGGCAGAAGAAGCGGUGAGCAUCGAGAGAUGGCGUCAGCGGCGGCGGCAGAAAAAGCAGCGUGCACCGACAGAUGGCGACCAGGCGGCGGCAGAAGAAGCGGCGAGCACCGAGAGACGGCGACCAGGCGGCGGUAGAAGAAGCGGCGUGCACCGAGAGACGGCGACCAGGCGGCGGCAGAAGAAGCGGCGAGCACCGAGAGACGGCGACCAGGCGGCGGCAGAAGAAGCGGCGAGCACCGAGAGACGGCCACCAGGUGGCGGCAGAAGAAGCGGCGAGCACCGAGAGAUGGCGUGCAGACGGGCAACAAAAUGA
This is a messenger RNA of Schistocerca serialis cubense, 2847 nucleotides long. RefSeq names its product filaggrin-like. The record is from RefSeq and is a predicted model, not a curated record. The transcript is spliced from 3 exons. Bases 1 to 2847 code for a protein of 948 amino acids. Lineage: Eukaryota; Metazoa; Arthropoda; Insecta; Orthoptera; Acrididae.